AGACAUCAACACACUGUGAACUUUGUUCAGUGUGGCGGGAGGAGGCAAGGAAGCAGGCUGGACGCUGCUUCUAGUGCUGUAUUACGGUUAAUUUUUUAACUCUCCUUAUUCACACAGUUGUGGGUUUGCACAUUCAUCAUGGCUGAAACUUUUAUAAAGAUUCCUGAUAAUUAUAGUGGUUAUCAUUUGUCUCACUUCUGUGUCCCGAAACAUUAUGAGGAAGAUUUGGAAGAUAUAAUGAUUCCCUGGGGACUCAUCCAAGACAGAACAGAAAGACUGGCACGAGAUGUCUUUCAGGAUGUUAAGAAUGAACCCUUAACUGCUCUGUGUGUCCUGAAAGGUGGCUACCGUUUCUUCACAGAUUUACUGGACAAGUUAACAGCUCUCAAUCGCUCUCAAGCCUCUGUAUCUGUGCCUCUUUAUGUUGACUUCAUUAGACUUAAGAGUUAUGAGAAUACAGAUUCCACUGGUGAUAUACGUGUUGUUGGAGGGGACAACAUGGUCAGUCUUAGCGGCCGCAAUGUACUGGUUGUUGAAGACAUAAUUGAUACAGGAAAGACGAUGGAAAAACUUUUGGCAAUUCUUAAGAAUCAUCAACCAAAAUCAGUGAGAGUAGCCUCCUUGUUGGUAAAGAGGAAGUCAGAUUCAACAGGAUACAGACCAGACUAUUGUGGCUUUGAAAUUCCUGAUAAAUUUGUGGUGGGUUAUGCUUUAGACUACAAUGAAUACUUCAGAGAUCUUAAUCACAUAUGUGUGAUUAAUGACAGUGGGAAAAAGAAGUAUUUGACUCCACAAGGAUCCCACUAAUGUCCAGUGUUGAAAUUCCACAUUGCAAAAUUAUCCUGAGGUAUUACAAUGUCAGCUGUUUUUAUAGUCAUGCUUUGCUGUGCAAGGUUGUACAGAUUUGGGUUUGAUAUUCAGAACCACAAAUAAAUAACACUUGUAACUACAGUACUUUAAACAUAAAUAUGGAAGGAUAAUUUACUCUUCUUGUAUAUUUUUAUACUACAUAGUAACUCAGUGGCACAUGUAAUACUGUACAUAAUAUUUGUAUUUCAUAUUCCAUAUUUUUGAUACAAUAUUAGUAAAAAAUGGGAUUUUUUGGUUGUAUGAUUCAGUGCUUGUUGUCUAAUGUCUUUUGAAUGUCUUUUAAUUUUGAAAUGAAUUUUAUAAAUAUUUUAAAGUUCAUUUAUAUACUGGACAUUCUGGGCUCAAGCUAUGACAUUAUAUAUUUUAGCUUUUAAUAUACCCUUAAUAUAUUGGAGAACUUUACCUUAAUUACAUGUACUGUACUAUGUGUAAAGUGUUCAUGUGAAGGUAAUGACAAAAUUUAUUUUCCUUAUAUUUACAUGUGGAAAUAAUCUGGAAUUCACUACUGAAUUUAAAAAAAAAAACUGUACAGUACAGAAUUAAAAGUACUAUAAUGAUAUCAUUACUUAGUGUGGAAUUUGUCUGUAUGAAAGGCUAUAGAAAAGGAAAAUAAGAAUGAAAUUUUAUUUUUACACUUAAAGUGGGCAGCAACCUGUGUGUGUAAUGCUACAUAUGAAUUGCUGUAUAAUACUUCUGAAUAAAAAGAAAUGAAAAAUCAAG
Molecule: messenger RNA, 1590 nt
Organism: Cherax quadricarinatus
Lineage: Eukaryota; Metazoa; Arthropoda; Malacostraca; Decapoda; Parastacidae
Product: hypoxanthine-guanine phosphoribosyltransferase
Biological process (GO): IMP salvage; guanine salvage; GMP salvage
Cellular component (GO): cytosol
Molecular function (GO): hypoxanthine phosphoribosyltransferase activity; magnesium ion binding
Source: RefSeq, a predicted model, not a curated record